Molecule: messenger RNA, 3153 nt
Organism: Anopheles coustani
Lineage: Eukaryota; Metazoa; Arthropoda; Insecta; Diptera; Culicidae
Product: AP-1 complex subunit gamma-1-like
Exons: 8
Coding region: 242-2896 (884 amino acids)
Biological process (GO): intracellular protein transport; receptor-mediated endocytosis; Golgi to vacuole transport
Cellular component (GO): AP-1 adaptor complex; membrane coat; Golgi apparatus
Molecular function (GO): clathrin-cargo adaptor activity
Source: RefSeq, a predicted model, not a curated record
AAGAGUACCAGUGAAUCAGUGAAGAAUAAUACAAAUACGUGAUAAAAACCUAGUGCAACCGUGUGAGUUGAAGAAACGAGUGUUUUAAGUUGUUUUCAGAUAGUAAAAAGAAAUCAACGAAAAAGCAAAGGAAAGUAAAACAAACGAAUAAGUGAUUAACGAAAAAAAAAGAACGGGGCAGAAAAAUCCCAAAACAAACCGUUCCUUCCCGAUUAUCGGCCCUAAAAAAGUACCCAACGUCAUGUACCCGUACUACGAGAGCGACUGGAGCAUUCUACCGCCCGAAAACAACAGAAGAUACAGCCCGGGACUGACGAUAAACAACAUCAAACAGGUGAUCAAUGAAACAAUCGAGACCAACAUCCUACGCAAACCCGCCCCGACGCGGCUCCGUGACCUGAUCCGACAGAUACGGGCCUGCCGGACGGCAGCGGAGGAGCGGGCCGUGGUCAACACAGAAUGUGCCUACAUCCGGAGCACCUUCCGCGAGACGGACUGCAUCUGGAAGUGCCGCAACAUGGCCAAGCUGCUGUACAUCCACAUGCUCGGCUAUCCGGCCCACUUCGGGCAGGUCGAGUGCCUCAAGCUGGCCGCCAGCCCGAAGUACACCGACAAGCGGAUAGGCUACCUGGGCGCGAUGCUGCUGCUGGACGAACGGGCCGACGUGCACGUGCUGCUUACGAACUGCCUUAAAAACGAUCUCAACAGCUCGACGCAAUUCAUCGUCGGAACGGCGCUGUGCACGCUGGCCGCCAUCGCGUCCCCGGAGAUGGCGCGCGACCUCUGCAACGACGUCGAGCGGCUGAUCGUCUCGACCAACGCGUUCCUGCGCAAGAAAGCGAUCCUCUGUGCCUUCCGGUUCGUGCGCCGGGUCCCGGAGCUGAUGGAGGACUAUCUGCCCAAGUGCGAGGUGUUCCUGGCGGACAAGAACCACGGCAUCCUGAUCGCCACCAUCACGCUCAUCACGGAGAUGUGCGAGCAGAGUGGGCCGGUGCUGCGCUACUUCAAGUCCAUCAUCCCGACGCUGGUGCGCAUGCUCAAGUCGCUCACGGUGACGGGCUACUCGCCGGAGCAUCUGGUCAGCGGCGUCAGCGAUCCGUUCCUGCAGGUGAAGAUCCUUCGGCUGCUGCGCGUGCUCGGCCGCGGUGAUCCGGCCCAGUCGGAGAUCAUGAACGACGUGCUGGCGCAGGUGGCAACCAACACCGAGACGAGCAAGAACGCCGGCAACGCGAUCCUCUACGAGACGGUGCUGACGAUCAUGAACGUCGAGUCGGAGAACAGCCUGCGCGUGCUGGCGGUCAACAUUCUCGGGCGGUUUCUGCUGAACAACGACAAGAACAUUCGGUUCAUCGGGCUGCUGACGCUGGUGAAGACCGUCCACAAGGACAUGACGGCGGUCCAGCGCCACCGCAUCACCAUCCUCGAGUGCCUUUCCGAUGCGGACCCAUCGAUCCAACGCUGCGCUAUGGAGCUCUCCUUUACGCUCAUCAACACGCAGAACAUCGAGAUGGUGGUGCGCGAGCUGCUGCGCUACCUCGAAUCGACCGACGCCGAGAUGAAGGCAGUCUGUAGCAGCAAGAUUGUGCUGGCCGCCGAAACCUACUCCCCGUCGAUCCAUUGGCAUCUGGAUGUGCUGCUAAAGAUCCUCACGAUCGCUGGAAACCACAUCCGGGACGACGUCAUCUCGUCCACCAUACAGCUCAUCUCGAACAGUCCCGUGCACGAGCAACGCUUCAUCACCGGCAAGAUGUGGCAGGCCAUUACCAACAUGAACCAGCUCGAGAACCGGCAACCGCUCGUUCAGGUCGCCGUCUGGACGAUAGGCGAGUACGCCGAAUCGGGCGGUUUCGAUGAGUUUGAACUCAUCGAACACUACCGCCAGCUGCUGUGGGCCCCGCAACUUUCAAUUAGCACUAAACAGUACAUUUUGGUGUCAUUGGCCAAAAUAAGCGUCCGGAUAGAUGGAUGCACACCAGAAAUACAAAACAUCAUCAACUCGUUCCGGGUGCAUCUGAACAUCGAUCUGCAACAGCGAGCGAACGAGUUCUCGCAGCUGUUCGGUGACCACAAGCACCUAAGGACGUCACUACUGGAAAAGAUGCCAAAGCUGAAACUAUCCGAGCUGACAGCAUCCGAAUACAAUGCAGACUUUACCGCCGAGGAGUCAUCGGACACAGAGCAACAGCAGCAGCAGCAGCAGCAACAAGAUGUUCCGGUCCCUCCAGCGGAACCAUCGAAUCAAGAUAUCCUUUUGGACCUUCUUGGCGAUUGCUUCACCAGUGAUGGGAAUGGCAAUAAUGCCCUCGCCAUCGUGCCCGUCCCGCAAGCGACACAAUCCCAACCGUACUAUCCUACAACGAGCUUUAAUCGAAACGGACCAACCACAAACAACAAUGGACCCGGAGCGACGGGGUCUGGCGAUAUCCUGAACCUUCUUGGACUGACCGCACAAACGAACGCGCUGACAAUCUAUCAACCACCGAUACCUAUGCCCGCGAUCCCUUCGAUGGACGUGUACCAGAAGGACGACAUUCAUAUCCGCUUUUUCAUCCAUCCGAGCGGUGCUGCGCCCUUCGAGCAGCCCACGAUGAGCCCCGCACCCGCCCGCAUCACCGUUCAAACGACCAACGGGUCGCACAAUACGGUCGAAAAGUUCCUCUUUCAGGCGGCGGUACCCAAGUCCUUUGCGCUGACUCUCCGCGAACCGUCCGGUUCCGUGAUGCCACCGGGUGGUACGAUCAUGCAGGAUCUGCUGAUCGUACGGCACAACACGGGCGGGGCGCCAUCCGCCGCCAGCGGGUUGCGCAUGAAGGUGCGCUUUUCGUACGAGGUCGAAAAUUACUCCAUGGUGGAGCAGAUUGACGUGAACGAUUUUCCGAACGAUUUCCUUCGCUAGCAUUCGGCUGACGGGCGGGCCGGAGAGGUAGUACGUGGGUGAUCGACGUGUCGGGCAGCCUAAGGUGGGACGAACGACGCGCUAGUAAAAAUCAAGAAAUAAAAUAAAAUCUUAUCGUUGAAGGCUGUAUUUCUAUUCGGGCACGGAACACACAGAGUUAAUCGAAUACGACGAAUGUAUCGUUUCAAGCCCUCGCACACUAUUCUUAUGUAGGAAAAUUCUAAAUCCUUAAAUCGAAGAGAAAACCUACCGAAGGU